This is a messenger RNA of Paramuricea clavata, 1140 nucleotides long. The record is from the annotation of a GenBank genome assembly. Lineage: Eukaryota; Metazoa; Cnidaria; Anthozoa; Malacalcyonacea; Plexauridae.
AUGGCAUCCGUUUUAAAAGGCCACGUUGUACCAACGUUUAUAAUAGUUUGGCAAUGGUUUGCUAUUAGUCGCAUAUCAGUGAACGCAGACGGCAACCAGAAAUGGCAGCUAACGAAGAGUACCGUCUUGCAAAGAAGCAUACACAUGUACAACAAUCCUUUCAUGAGCGAUAUCAAGUUUAUUUACAAAGAUUGUUAUGGCGGCGAUGAAUUACACGCUCAUAAAUACAUGUUGGCCACGAGCAGCCCUGUAUUUCACCAAAUGUUCUACGGAGACUCACCAAUAAAUGACCCGGUUAUUGACCUUUCAGAUAUUAGCAAAGACGUACUGGCAGCCUUCUUAGCUUUUCUUUAUAAAGAUGAAUGUCCCGAAGAUAUCGGCAUAACCUUCGAAGUUCUGCGUUUGACAAAGAAAUACGAAACUCCUUCGUUUGAUGAAGCAUGUAGGAAUGAUUUGGAACAGAGAAUAACAAUAACGCAAGCAUUUGAAUUUCUUGAAAAAUUUUUAGAAUUACGAGAACACACAAUGACCGAAGUAUGCUGGCAGUAUAUAGACAGACAUACAAGUACAUUCUUCGCUUCAGAAUAUUUCCUGAAGAUUCAGCAACCCACUUUGGACGCUUUACUUGCACGCGAUACACUUGAGUCAAACGAAAGGGCAAUAUUCGAAGCCGUAGUAAGAUGGGCUGAUAACCAAUGUUCUUUACGAAACUUGGAGCAAACCUGUGAAAAUAGGAGAGAAAUUCUUGGUGAUGCAAUUUAUAAAAUUCGCUUUCACACAAUGACGGAAAGUGAAUUUUCUGAAUUCUCCGGAGAAAUAUUCAGAGUAAAACUAAUUUUAACUAAUGACGAGGUGGUUUAUUUUCAUACAGCAAUCAAGGGAAAGAGUGUACGAAACAUGAAAUGGGACUUGUCAAAGAAAAAACGUGAAAUGAGUACUUAUUUGGAACGACUAUUAGAAGGGAAUGAAAAAGGAUUUUUUGUCGCCGUAUUUGUUUUGUUUAUAUUUUCUUUAUUGACCGGGAACGAAUUAUUUACUCUUUUGCGUCUUUUAAUUUUCUUUUGUGCGAUCGGCAUUUUGUAUUUUUGGCCCAAUAUUGCCUACAAGUUGAUCCCAAAUUUUGUGGUUAAAUGGUUGUAG